This is a messenger RNA of Cyphellophora europaea CBS 101466, 1257 nucleotides long. RefSeq lists its product as uncharacterized. Bases 1 to 1257 code for a protein of 418 amino acids. The transcript has a single exon. The record is from RefSeq and is a predicted model, not a curated record. NCBI's taxonomy places the organism in Eukaryota, Fungi, Ascomycota, Eurotiomycetes, Chaetothyriales, Cyphellophoraceae.
AUGAGCAAAGUCAUGGAGACCAUUAAGACCUACGUCGAACGCUACAGGAACGAGAAGUCCGACGCGCCGAUCCUCCUGGAUGAGAAGUUGAGCAUGUCACGUAUCGUCGACUCAGCUAUGGAUGUCAUGCCACGGUCCAGAGUCUUGCAAGGAGGACGUCUUGUGGCGACUUUCAGUCUUGCUGACAUGGGCGAACUCAACUACUUCUCCGACGUCGCAUAUCAUCCAGUGAUCGAAGGUACUGACGAUCGUGUGGACUCCCUGGAUACCGCCGUUCUCGAAAACCUCCGAGAAGUGGUUCGGGUUGAGCUUGAGUGUCAAGUUUGCUACGCUAUUAUGGUUGAUCCAAUCACCACGACCUGUGGACACACAUUUUGUCGACAGUGCGUUGCAAGAGUACUGGACCAUGCGAAUCUCUGUCCGAUUUGCCGUCGGCAACUCCCAAUGGCGCCAGGCCUACAACUCGAACCCAGCAACAAACGUAUCAGUUACAUUCUCGAAGGCCUUCUUAAGGAUGUCCUCGAAGCGCGAAAGGCAGCAAUCGCAUUAGAGGACACACUCGACGAACACGCGAGUAUGCCUCUGUUCCCUUGUACGCUGGCCUUUCCGAUGAUGCCAACCUUCCUUCAUAUCUUCGAACCUCGAUAUCGACUAAUGAUUCGGCGGUGCAUUGAGAAUGGAUCCCGCAAAUUCGGCAUGCUAAUGUACAACCAUCAUCGUAUUGUCCAGGAGGGACUUGGCGAGGUCCAUUACUUGCAAUAUGGCACUGCGCUACAUAUUGACCGCAUUGAAAUGCUCCCGGAUGGGCGGAGCCUCAUCGAAACGCGGGGCAUUUACAGAUUCAAAGUUAUCGGCGGAGAUAUGCUGGAUGGUUACAAUGUUGGCAGAAUACAACGAGUCGACGACAUUCCUAUCGCAGAGGAGGAGGCCAUCGAAGCACGCGAGACUGGCAGUGGUUCGCCUCCAAGCAACGAUCCAACUUCUCAAAUCAACAAGAUGUCUACGCAGCAACUUCUCGACUUCGCUUUAGAAUUUACUGCUGGGGCCAGAGCACGUUCAGCACGUUGGCUUCACCAACGAGUCUUGGACGCCUACGGUCAACCACCCACGGACCCUGCUAUAUUCCCGUACUGGUUUGCUAGUGUCCUUCCCAUCGCGGAGGAGGAAAAAUACCAGCUUCUCCCAGCAACAAGCGUACGAGAACGCUUAAAGAUAACGACUCGGUGGAUUCAACGGCUGGAAGCCGCCCGAUGGUGA